UAACCUAUGAUUAUAAAAAAAUAUGUGAAAAACCGUGAACCGUUAAGUGAAAAACCACAAAACCAGUGGAUUUUAGCCUUGAAACGAGGCCCAAACAUAAAUUGAUAAAUUCUUGGAAUCCAAAAUCCAUCAUUUUCAAAUUCCUAGCCCAGCCGCGCACUUCUUUAUCUUAUCGUCAGAGGAAAUCGCAAACUGCGGGAAAAUCAUAUUAUAAUAAGGUACUUUUAAGUUGAGUCGAGAGUUAAGUUAUUAGUUUGUCAAGUUUUAAAUUACUCCAGGAACAUGGCCAUUUCAGGAGUUCAACUUUACCUUUCCGCAAUGAUAUCUGUGUGUCUCGCUUCACCAUUUAUAUUCGAAGAUUCAAUUCAGUAUUGCAUUUACCAGUUAGAGAAUUGGCCGAAUAAGCGGUUUGAAACAAAUAGCAAAACAAUCCACGUGAAGUUUCACUCAUCACAAAUAAAUUUUAAACUUUGUGGAACAUUUGGAGCAAAAGAAGAAUGCCCAGAAGGGACUGUUGCUUGUCUAGAAAAGGCUGGAGUCAAACAAACACUUGGAACUAAUUUUAUUUUAGAGACUGACAACCAAUUGAAAUCCUACAGUCAAGAUCAAAGUGAAAUGUGUUCUUUAGUUGUCCAUUUGCAAUCUACAGAGCCUGAACAAAUGUAUUAUGAAACUAAAGCAAAUUGUACCUAUCACUUAAAAAUGAAACUCGAUCCAAUAAAAAUCACGAAAUGUGGCAUUACCGUGUCAAACCACUAUUUGGAUCUAAGCCCCCUACAAGGUUCCUAUAAAGUCUCAACCAAAGAAAGAAACUUUAGCAUUGCCAUUUGUGCAAAAGACACAGCUUGUCAGCAAGAUAAUAUAAAUGCAUGCCAGUUUCAAGACGGAAAUUUAACACAAAUAUCAGAAAGUUCAAGUUCAUAUUUUGUUUAUGAUGGCGACAAAUUAGCGUUCCGUGGAGAAACUCAUGUGGGCUCAAAUGGAAAAAUUGACAAAAGGUUGGAACUUAUUUUGAAAUGCAAUUGGGAUAAGACAACAAUACAAAGUGGUGAUAUGACAUAUGUGAAGAAGCUGAAACAAGGCAAGAGAUUUUCAUUUGAAUUGGAGACUUCUUAUGGAUGUAUUAAAAAGUCAAUAUCAUGUAUAAUAAAUGACGAUAAUUAUGUAUAUGACUUAUCAAAAAUUUACAAAGGACAUCCUGGAAACUGGAAAGCAUAUGGACCAAAUAGUAAAUUUUUUAUUCAAUUUUGUGGCCCUGCAGAUUUAACUGGAAGACAAAGCAGUUGUAAAGAUUCUUAUGCACAAGUAUGUGAAAGCGUGAAUGGAAAAGACAUAAAUAGAGGAUCAUUUUUAUCUAAUUUGCAACUUAAUCACGAAGGAAAUGAACUGAGAGCAACUAUUGACACCGGUUCAAAAUGUAGCUUAGGAAACGUAACACUCCGAUAUAGAAGUUAUGUCGAUUUUAGCUGCGCCAAGACAGAUCAUGGUCCGAAGUUUGUUAAAUAUGAUGUUUGUGAUACGUAUUUUCAAUGGAAAACUCCUCAUGCAUGUCCAGAAUUGAACGCUUUAAGCUGUGCUCAUAUUCAUUCUGAGUCCCCCAACUGUACAUUAAUUAUUGAGAAUAGACAUUAUGAUCUUAAUGCUCUAAACACCACAAUAACCUUAAAGGACCAUCAAAAUUCAACGAAUGUAGAAUUUAAAUUUAACAUUUGUGGACCAAUUGAUGAUUCAGAUACUAAAUGUUGGAGAGAUGUGUCUGUGUUAAUGAAAAAUUUGGAUCAGCCUAAUAAACGGCGCAGUUUAACUUCCUUGGGCAAGUUCUCUCACAGUACUAUAGAUAAUGGCGAUUUAGUUUUGAAAUAUAGUACUGGAACCUAUUGCCGUGGCAGCGACUAUAAAAGUGCCAUUCGUAUACAAUGUUCUGAGAAAGAGGAAAAACCUGUCUUAUCUAAACAAGAAACAUGUUAUUAUGAAUUUUCAUGGAAAACGCCAGGUGGUUGUUCUAAAUUCAAAAAUAUUGAAGAUAAUCAGAAAACGACGUGUUCUUUUACAGAUUUUGGAAAUAAGCGAAGUAUCGAUUUUGACCAUUUAAUCCCGAUCGAGUUCGACAUUGAAAAGCAUAAAUUAACUUUCGAUAUAUGUGAAGGGUUUUACAUAAAUUGUACUGGUGAAGAUAAUUGUUCCACUGAAAAACUUUCAGCUCCAAAUGUGACCUUCUCAACAGAUACUAGUGCUGUAGAUUUUAUCCUUCAAAAUGACUGCUCCCUGCCAGCUUCAUUUAACAGUAUUACUUUCAAUUUUGUCUGUGAUAAAAUUAAAAAUAAUGACCAUUUUGGUUUUGAGGCUUUAAAUGACUGUAAUUUGAAAGUGGAUUAUUUCACAAACGUUGUAUGCUCUUUCCAAGCAAAUAGUUCAGUAAAUCACAAUCAGAAACCCUCGAUGGAGAAAACUGAGAAAAAAGAAGAAUAUCCAAUGGAGGAAAACAAGAAAGGACCUCCAGUGGAAAAAGUAGUUGAUUGUCAUAUUAAGAGCCCGGAUUCUGAAUAUGAAUUAAAUGUGCACAACCUUCCAAAUGAAUUUUUCCAGAAUGAAUGUCCUGAAACGAGUUUGUUCAAUCAAAGUUAUCGUUAUGUUAAGUUACUUUACCAUAGUAAGGACAUAUGUCGACCUAUUCCUUCUAAAAAUAUGUCUUAUGAAGUGUAUCUCAUAUGCUCGACUGAAUCAGAUAUUUAUUCUAACAAUGAAGAGUGCGUGCAAAAUUUUCAUUUUUCCUUACCAGAAUACUGCGAUUUUUUUAGACUUGAUAAAUCCAAUCUUUCAAUAAUCAUAGGGUCUCUUUUCGGCUGUCUAUCGCUUCUUUUUUUAAUUGUUAUUGGAAUUGUUGUUUGGAAAAGAAUUAGUCAUUGUCCAAUAAGAAGAGGUUGUGAAUUUGACAACAUAUACGAAAGGAACACACAGUUAUGAGUCCUUAAUUCACAAAAUAUAUCCCAGUGUUACCUGAGACUGAUGAAUGCCUAACGAAUAAGAAGCUUUUUAAUUAGUGUUUGAAUUUUGUUUGUAAAUGUUUAUUAUUUAUUUGAAAUUUGCUUGAAUAAGUUAAGGUCUGAUUUAUGUUUUUCGAAUACAAUCGCAAAAUUGAAGAGGCUAUACGAAAGUUGUAUCUAACAAAAAAGAUAUAAAUUUUCUUGGUAAAUAUUGACAUAAUUUUUUAACACAAAGCAAGUGCUUUUUGAAUAUUAGGUAUAUAGAAAAGUGCUUGGAUCUUGAAAAGUAAUUUAGUUUCAGUUUUAGCUAUAGUUUGUUUUUGAAUGGUUAAUCUAUUUCGUAUUUGAUUCACUAGCUAAUAACUACGUUUAUUCUAUGCGUUGUAUCCAGAUACUAAGUGGAUUGGAUCAAUAAUAGGGAUUAUUAAUCCUGAAAAAAACACCCAGGAUCAGAGAAAUAAUUCCGGAUCGGAGUACUGAAUCCAAUCCUCCAAAGGAUAACGCACACCAAACAUGGAAUUUUUGGGCUCUAUGGAUUUUGCCCAUUUUUUGAUAUGUUAUAGAGGAUUCAAUUCUUAACAAUUUUUAAAUGAGACGAAAUCUUGUAGGUAUCACGGUCUUUGAGAUAUGAGCGUUGAAAGAUGAACUUUUUUGCGACUUUUUGUAUGGGGAGUAUACGAGAAACUGGUGUUUAUCAGUCAAAAUAUUGACAGGUCGACAUAUUCACCUCACUAACAAAUGCCAAAGGCUAAGGCUGGGACCGCACUGGCGCCAACAUUGACCCCAGUGCGGCCCCGGCCUUAACUUAUGUUGACAUUAAUUUAUAAGUGACGUAAAAUAUGUGAACCUGUCAAUAUUUUGACUGAUAAACACCAGUAGCACUAGUAUCUCGUAUACUCUCCACUCCACACAAAAAGUCGCAAAAAAGUUCACCUUUCAACGCUCAUGUCUUGAAGACCGUAGAACCUACAAGAUUUCGUCACAUUCAAAGGUUGUUCAGAAUUAAAUCCUCUACAACAUAUCAAAAAAUGGGUAAAAUCCAUAAAGCCCAAAAAUCCUAUGUUAGGUGUGCGUUAUCCUUGUAGGAUUGGACUAAAAAUGGAUUAUCUCAAAUGUGAAAUAAACAACUAUCUCGGGUUUAAGAACUCUGUUGCUAACUUCACGAAAAAAACACAUUUGUCAUUUGUCAUUUUUUUGAGGGUUGAUGUUAUUUAGUUUUAUUUGAAUAUUUUUUGAUUAAAAACCGGUGUGAGAUAAGAAGAUAUUUAGCUUUUAAUUGUUAAUUGAAACUAGUUUUCAUCAUUGGUGCCUUUUAUGAAGUUAGGAUUAGCACUUAUGCAUUUAAUAGUUGUGAAAUAAACAAAUAUGGAUUAAUUAACCUUAAUCCACUUAAUCUCCGGAUACAACGCGUGAAAUAAACGUAGUCAGUCAUGAUAUAAGUGCUAUAAAAGUGAUAUUUUGUUUUGUGAGGACUACUAGACUAACCUAAACUACUUCCCAUCUAUUUGAACGAAAAGUAACGUUAAACAAAGAUUUUUCAAACGGAUAAUAUAUUAAUCAUUCAUUAUUCAAUAGUUUUUUAUAUGCUGUGGUUUUUAUAAAUCACUUUUGACACAAGUAUAUUGGGUACCUACCUACUAUUUUUAUAGAAUGCCCUUUUAUACACUGACAGAUGGCAUGCGUUUAAAAUUAUGCCUUUGCUGACGUUUGUAAAAAAAACAAAUGGGUAUUGAGAUCAGUUUAAUCAUAAGAUUAAACGAACUUACCUAACUGAAGUUUGAUCUUGAUUAUAGUAAGGUCUCGUCGAAGUAAAUAGGUGUUCUGUAGUACCCAUGCGAAGCCCGGUUUUACCACUAUAUUCAAAGCAAAUAAGGUCCCACCACCCUCCAUGCCCUACGCAUCCCGUUGAAUCAGUCUUUUUCAAAGCUAUAUAAAUCCUCUUGUUGCAAAUCCAAGGGAAUGAAAUAUGAUGGGUAGGGAUGGGUUUUAUUUACUUCGACGAGGCCUUACUAUAAUCAAGAUCAAAUUUCACUUAGGUAAGUUCGUUUAAUCUUAUGAUUAUAGACGGUCUCGUCUUGUAAAUAAGUGUUCUGUAGAUUUUUAAAGAGAGAUCAUAUAUUCCAAAAACGUAAAAUAAGAAAAACAUCAACUGAAAGAUGAGACGCACUAGGCAAAUGAUAAUAAUACGUAGGUAGUAAUACUCGUUCAACAAAAAACAUCAACUGAAAGAAAUACAACGCACUAGACAAGUGAUAAUAGUAACAAUAGUUUAACCUAAUUUUAAGUGCUAAAGACAGCAUUAGCGAAGCUACUUUCGGGCGCCAACGGCCUGUUAUAAAACAUAGCGAACGUUCUAAAACUUUCAGUCCAUCCGGCAGCCAAUCUAAUGGUGUCGAAACUAACCCCUUUCCUAGCAGCCGCAGAGGUAGCUGCGUGUCGGAUGCUAUGAGCCGAGAAGGUGUUUGUAUCUAUACCACAAGAUUUUAAGAUACAUUUUAACCAUCUACCGAUGGUCUGCCUUGUAGCCCUAUGAUAUGGUUUUUUAACCGUUAUAAACAAAUGCUGACAAGAACCUGUCAAGGUAUGGGUUCUUUCCAAAUAAGAAAUCAGGGUCCUAGAUACACAAACGUUGGGAUCUUCAUCAAAAAAUGGAAAAACUAGUAUAGGUUGAGGUCUGGAAGAAUGGGAUGUUGUUAAACGACCUGGGAUCUUGAUCUCGAUUCUCUUGUCCUUCACUUCUAUAUUUAUUAUUUCAAUACUGUGUAAAGUUUGAAUGCGCUGACCAGUAGCCAAAGCCAACAAUACACAACAUUUUUGUGUAAGAAGGUCUAAGGAGAUAGAUACGUUGUCCAAAUUGCGGACAUAUCGUAAUACCUCCGAAGGAUCCCAGGAAUUGUGAUAUUUAGGUAGCGCAGGUCUAAGACCCGACACUCCUUUAAAAAACCGUUUUAUACGGAAAUCUUGUGCCAAGUCUGGACCAGCAAUCUGCGCUAUGGCCGACCUAUAAGUAUUUAGUAAACUAAAAGAAGAUCCCCAUCUGAAUUGUUUUGACAAAAAUUCCAGAACGUUCACUACGUUCACCGGAAAGGGAUCUAAACCCUUUGGACAACAGAACUCCCACCAAGCCUUGAGGCCAGAUGAAUAUUGUUCCAAAGUUUUGCAUGAGACCGAAGCAACACAUAUUUCCAGGGAUUGCACUGGCACCUUUCCUAGACGCAGCGCUUCCAUGACAAUUUCCCUACCACCAAGGAAAGGUCUUUGGACAACGGGUGAGGAAUCCUGUUGAAAGAAAUCAGGUCGUUAGUUGGCUUGAAGAUUGAUGGUUUAUCCAUUAGUAAUGACAAAAAUAACGGAUACCAAGGUUGAGAGAUCCAGAGAGGAGCAACAACAAUACCCUCCGCUUUAUCGCUAAUAAUUUUUUGCAAAACCUUCAAAACUAAGGAAAAGGGAGGAAAAGCAUAAAAUUUCAAGCCUUGCCAGUUAAUGGUAAAGGCAUCAACUGAAAAAGCCUCGGGAUCCCUCAGCCAAGAAACAAAUUUUUUACAUUUUUUAUUUAUUCUGCUGGCGAAAAGAUCAAUAGACGGGAAUCCAAAAGUUUUCCCUAUUCUUUGGAAAGCUUCAUAAGAGAGGCUCCACUCUGUCUCUAUUUCAAGUUGGCGAGAGGCGAUAUCAGCUUCGACAUUAUCUACAGAUGGAAUGUAUGCCGCACGAAUAAAAAUGUUUCUUUUUUCACACCAUUGCCAAAUCUGCCGUGCAAGAGCAUUUAAUGUAAGAUGUUGAAUGCUACCCAUGCGAUCGACAUACGACAUGGCAGUUGCGUUGUCUACUCUGCACAAAAUGUUGCAGUUGUUAAGAUGUCCAACAUUUUAACCCAAAAAAUAGAGCCAAUAGUUCCAAAUAAUUAAUGUGAUAAUUGGCCACCUUAGAAUCCGACCAUAAACCAUGACUGCUAACUAGACCCUUCUGAUAAAUGCCCCAACCCGUUAACGAAGCGUCCGAAAAUAUCUCUAAACAGAAGGAAUCAACACGAAUACAAUUUUUUGAAACUGGUAGGUUUUCAAUCCACCAUUUCAAAUAAAAAAACACACAUUUAGGCAAAAUCAUAACUGAAUUAUAGUUGCCUCCAGAUUUUUUCAGAGCUAAGAAUUUUGCUCGUUCCAAAACUUUUGUAUGGAGAAAAUCAAAUUUGAUUCCUGGACAAACCGCAACUAGUUUGCCAACUAGCUGAGACAACUCUUUUAUUCUACAUGAUUCUUUAUGUUUCCGCUCAGUGGGAUACAGUGACAUUUCACAAGAGUCAUAAGAAAAACCUAAAUAAGUACAUCGCUGAGAAGGUGUCAAACUACAUUUUUUAUAGUUAACUAUAAAACCAAGAUGUUCGAGCAGACCGAUGGUAGCUUUAACAUUAUUCGAACACUCCUCAAAAGUAUCACCUAGUUAUAAGAGGUCAUCCAAGUAAAUCACAGAAAUAAAGCCCUUUUCUCGCAAUACUGAUAUGACCGGCUUCAUUAACUUAGUGAAGACAUAGGGGGCGGAACUAAGACCAAAUGGUAAGAAAUUAAAUUGAUAAAGUGUACCCUCAAAGAAAAACUUCAAGUAUUUUCUAUGGCAUUCCUUGAUUGGAACUAACAAGUGAGCAUCCUUAAGAUCAAUAGUCGCCAUAAAGGAUUUGGGCUCAACCAAACCGGCCUCUUCAAUUUUGAAAUGUCUAGUAAUUACAUGUUCGUUGAAUUUUUUCAAAUUUAGAACAAGCCUAUAAGAUCCAUCCGAUUUCGGAACCAAGAAAAUUUUUGAUACAAAUUGGUUUGGGCAUUCGGAUGUACGACCAUCAAUAGCACCCGAUAACAAAAGGUCAUUUAUGGAUUUUUUAAUUAAGCAUUUUUCGUUGGAAGACCAAUGGUGUUCCUUACACUCAACUUCCUGCUUCGGGAUUCUAGCAAAGGGGAUUUUAUAACCUGAUGACCAGGCUAAAAUAAUUUUAUCAUUGGUAUAACAUUGCCAUUCAUUCAGAAAAUACUUCAGACGACCGACAUGUGGCUCGAUAAGUUGGUGUGGCUGUGGCUCGACCCUACCUGGCGCCGUCUGUCUCCCCCCCUUAUUUUGAUCGCCACUAGGUGACUGGGAACGCGAACGGAAACUGUUCGGAGUUGUUCCCGGCGAUUCUGGCGAAGGCGAAGGGGACACCAAGCGUCGACGACUACGACGCCUCGAGUAGCGUCGAUCAGCGGACCCAUAGGAACGGCGCGAAUCAGAACUACUGGAACCACGCCGCCUUCUCCUCGAAGAUCGACUACGAUGCCUUGACGAACGUCUUUCACCCUCGAUCUUUUUAAAUCUUUUAUCGAAAGAUUUUACCGAAUUCAGAAUCUCCGAUAACACUCCCCGGUCCCCGGAAAACGACCGGGAUCGUUUGCCUUUCGGUAAAGGCAUUUUACUGGCACGAAAACACAAAAAAAAAAAAUAGAAAAUUUUAAAUUACACUGGGCGGGGUAACGCGGAGACGUGUAAACACCGACACUAAGCAAUAGACUGAUUCAACGGGAUGCAUAGGGCAUGGUGGUGGGACCUUAUUUGCUUUGAAUAUAGUGGUGAAACCGGGCUUCGCAUGGGUACUACAGAACACUUAUUUACGAGACGAGACCGUCUAUAAUAAUUAAUUAUACCACUUACUAACGGACUUUCUACACUUUUGACUUUUUUUCAUACCUAACUAUAGUUGAAUAAAUCCAAGUGGCAGUAAUGACAUUGAAUAACCUAAAUUGUAAACAAAUACCAACUGGUAAUCCAGCCUUCACUUUUUAUUGAUUGAAAUCUAAUUGAAACGUCCUACCAGGACCAGUGCGCAUUCACAGAGGACAUUUGAUAAGUUGUAAUGGUUGUUAUUACUGCCGCUCGGAUUUGGUUCAACUAUAGGUUGGUGCAAUGAGAUCAAAAUAUCGAUACUUUUUUUACUAUCAAUUUUCCAUUAGAAAAAAAAAGAAUUCCAAAUAAACUGCCAAUAAUUAAUGUUUACUAUAUGGUUUCAACCAAAACUAAUGAUUGUUCCUUUUGUUAUUCAACAGUAUUAAUAGCUACUAGGUGUGUAUCACAAUAAUUUUCGAAUGUAGCAAAAUCUCAAUUUUUUCCUUUUCUGUUGGCAUGUAUCAACAUCAAACUAAAUCGGAUUUAAAUUUCAUGAAAUUUUUGAAUCAAGCAAAAUUUGAUUUUGAAAAGUCAUUCCUAAAUCGAAAUGCUUUAUAUCCUCUGAGGUUGAUAUUUACACCGUCCAUUCAGACUUUCCCUAAUUCUUAAUUUACUUACCAUUUAUAUAAGUACCUAUGUAAUAUUAUGUAUUACUAAGUUUUAGAAUAAGUUUUACAGGGUAGCUUUCUAAUUAGGUCUUUUUUUGAUUUUAUUUAUCUAACGAGAAUAUUGUGGUUAGUUGCUAAAAAAAAAUAUCUCAAAAUUAUUUUCUAGUUUUAUAUUUUUGUUUAAAUUGUUGCAAAUUAAAAAGGUUAUUUGGA
This is a messenger RNA of Ceutorhynchus assimilis (cabbage seed weevil), 9487 nucleotides long. The record is from the annotation of a GenBank genome assembly. NCBI's taxonomy places the organism in Eukaryota, Metazoa, Arthropoda, Insecta, Coleoptera, Curculionidae.